UAUGGUUUAGUGGACCGAACUGCAUUCUAGGUCAUAUUUCAUCAAGAAUAUCUGCGGUAUCCCAUAAGGUCAUUUCCCUGACAUCAAGGCGGCUUGAUUCAACACUUCUGCAUUUCGGUAAGGAGAGCAAAAAUGGAAGAGAAAACGAAAGUAUUUUCCAGUUCCAACAAAGGGUUAUUGCAAAGCAAGGAGUUGUAUCAGUACAUUUUGGACACAAGUGUGUACCCGCGUGAACCAGAACUGCUCAGGGAACUAAGAGAAGUCACCGCUACCCAUCCGAGGGCCGGGAUGGGCACUGCACCAGAUUCAGGUCAGUUGAUGGCAAUUCUACUGAAACUUCUGAAUGCUAAACGGACCAUUGAAAUCGGAGUCUUCACCGGGUACUCUCUUCUACUCACUGCCCUGAAUAUUCCCGAGGAUGGCAAGAUAAUAGCCAUAGAUGAGGAUUCCGCGGCGUAUGAAAUGGGUUUACCCAUUAUCAAGAAAGCCGGCGUAGAGCACAAGAUCGACUUCAUUGAAUCCAAGGCUCUCCAGGCUCUAGAUAAAAUAGUGCAAAAACCUGAUAGCGAAGGGAGUUUUGACUUCGCCUUCGUCGAUGCCGACAAGGUCAACUAUUGGAAUUAUCACGAAAGGUUGUUGAAACUGGUGAAAGUCGGUGGACUGGCCGUCUACGACAACACGCUGUGGGGAGGAUCGGUCGCAAUGCCUGAAGAUGCAGUCGGACAUAUGCUAAAGGAGGGUCGGAAGUUGACAAUCGAGUUCAACAACUUGCUGGCCAAGGAUGCUCGCGUCCAAAUUUGUCAUGCUUCCAUAGGCGAUGGAAUGACUAUCUGCAAGCGAAUUUCCUAAAGCUACAGCAUGGUCGAACCUGCAUAAUUCUUGGUUUAUCUGUGGGGAUUCCCCUUUCACCAUAUCCCAUUUUGCAAAAUGUAAUCUCUUGCAUAUUCCAUCCAAAAUAAAUGAAUAAAUGCAAUGAGACACCUUGGCCAUUCA
This is a messenger RNA of Eucalyptus grandis, 993 nucleotides long. RefSeq names its product probable caffeoyl-CoA O-methyltransferase At4g26220. The record is from RefSeq and is a predicted model, not a curated record. Gene Ontology annotation, molecular function: S-adenosylmethionine-dependent methyltransferase activity; O-methyltransferase activity. The transcript is spliced from 5 exons. NCBI's taxonomy places the organism in Eukaryota, Viridiplantae, Streptophyta, Magnoliopsida, Myrtales, Myrtaceae. Bases 133 to 849 code for a protein of 238 amino acids.